Aspergillus tubingensis is the source of this 2406-nucleotide messenger RNA. RefSeq lists its product as uncharacterized. Gene Ontology annotation, molecular function: telomeric repeat DNA binding; telomerase RNA binding; protein binding. The transcript is spliced from 3 exons. The record is from RefSeq and is a predicted model, not a curated record. Bases 1 to 2406 code for a protein of 801 amino acids. Gene Ontology annotation, cellular component: telomerase holoenzyme complex. Gene Ontology annotation, biological process: nuclear-transcribed mRNA catabolic process, nonsense-mediated decay. NCBI's taxonomy places the organism in Eukaryota, Fungi, Ascomycota, Eurotiomycetes, Eurotiales, Aspergillaceae.
AUGAGUGACGGAAAUGCUGGCCAGGACUCCCUACUGGUUUCAUAUCAUGAUCGAGCUUCUUCUGCAACAGCCCUACUAGAGCCCGUCAACCCGGACAUCCAUCCGAAUUCUUCCUCCCACCCCAAGAAGCCACUACCACCGUUGGUGUCGGAUGCUGGCUCCCCUGCCGGAUCCUCUACUACCAAUCGAGCGUUUCACUCUGCCAGUGCCUCAUUUUCGCACAAGAGAGGCGACUCAGGGGGCGCCAUCCCGGAUGAUUUUGCCUCGGAUGGCGUGAGUGAGCAAGCGGCCGACCUUGCUUCCUCCAACGUGCCGAACGGGUGUCGUCAAGCAUGGCAGGAGCAAUGGAGGCGGUCUGACACCGAGUUAGUCCGCCCAUCAAGCCGCGCAGUAGCUGAAAGUCGAAUGGGGCAGGCUAGUCCGGCUGACAGCAAUUCCCGCCUUCCUAGAGAUGCCGCCCCCACGGCGGACGACAUAGGCGAAAGUAAUGGCGGCUCAUCCCCGCUUCAUUCGCAAGCAUUUCGCUCCAGUCCCAUCAUGAAUGCCGGCCGUCCACCAAUGAACCCAAGCGCCAAUCCAGACGAGAUGGCCUCCCUCUCCGAAGUGUCACGGGGGUCUGCGGAGGGUCUGAGCUAUGGCCAAGAGUCCGCGAGACAAUUGAGCAAUGCUCAUAGUCCCGCCGGCGCGGUCACUGGGACAUCCGGAGGUACAUCAGCAUCAAAUGGGCUUAUACUUCAGCUAGUAGAAACUGAUUAUUGCACAGAAGAAAAACUGAUUCAGGAUGUUCGAGGAAUCUAUGCUGGGUUGGUGAUGGCGGAAAAUAGAUGCGAGGUGUGGCACAAGCGGGUCCAAGAAUGGCCCACGAUGACGCAGGUUCAAUAUCAAAGCUUGGUUGGAAUCCACGGAACUAUGCUGCAAGAGUAUCACGAUUUCUUUCUUUGCUCCCAACACCCUGUCGCGAGCCCUGCGCUCAAACGCCUAGCGGAGAAAUAUGCCAUGCCCGCACGACUGUGGCGCCACGGAAUCCAUUCGUUGCUGGAAUUGCUGCGCCACCGGCUUCCUGAAUCCUUGGAGCACAUGCUAGCCUUCAUCUACUACGCCUAUUCCAUGAUCACACUGAUGCUCGAAUCGGUGCCUGCCUUUCAAGAUACCUGGAUCGAAUGUCUGGGAGAUCUCUCGCGCUACCGGAUGGCCGUGGAGGAAUCCGACCUUCGCGAACGUGAAGCCUGGGCGGGCGUGGCACGAUACUGGUACAACCAGGCUGCAGACCGGAACCCGAAUGUGGGCAGAAUCCAGCAUCAUCUGGCGGUUUUGGCCCGACCGGAUAUCAUCCAGCAGUUGUUUUACUAUACGAGAUCUCUGGUCAGUGUUCAGCCGUUCGCGGGCACACGGGAGAGUAUUUUUCUCCUAUUCAAUCCUUUCCUGAGAGGGCCCCGAGCACUUGGUCGUCUGCCACUAGUAAGCGCUUUUGUGACCGCACAUGGCCACUUGUACACUAGAGACGUCGGAGAUCGCUUUAUUAAGUCGAUCGACACAUUUGCAUCGCUUCUGAACCAGACUAUAAGCCAAUUGGGGGCCGCAUUCAGGCUACAGGGGUUCUUCAUUUGCGCUUGUAAUAUUUCCGCCAUGCUAGAAUAUGGCAGCCCCGACGCUUACCUGGGCCUCGAGUUCCAGGAGGCGGAGCAGUCGCAAGUAGAGUCACUAGACGAGGUCUACGACUCUGCUGCCAACGCCUGGAUUCCUGUCAAUGACCUCGAGGCCGUGCAAGCAGAGUUUUUAGCAUCUCGGGACUCCCCAAAUCCAUCGCCUCUGCUCUUUUACGGGUCCUACCUCGCUUACCACACUUUGUCCGUGAUGCUCGAACAAGUCAAUCAGGUCCCUGACAGGAACAUAUACGCAGCAUGCCAUGUCUCUCUAGCAUUCCUCUGGUGCUUGUCACUUACACCGCGAGGUAUGAACCGCCUGGAAGUUGCAGUACCGUGGAGAAAACUUGUGUCUUUUCUCAAUACUCUGUUUCGCAGCUACAUCAGGCCCGAGAUCGCCGAGAGGGAGGACUUUCCCGUCUCGGAAGAGACCACCUGGGUAGCGGAAGACUUCCUUAUUCGUGGCCAGAUCUGGAGCCAACGUCUCUAUCCUGCAUCUUUCUUCGACAACGCACCUACUGCCGGCGAGGGCAGGAACAUUGAGCCGCCGUCACGGGAUAUCACCAGGAUGUACAGGUGCAUAUGGCUGGGAAUCAGGCUUGCCAAGUUUGGACGUUGGAUCACAUAUGACCCCAACGAGCGGAAGUUCUCUGCUACCCCAUUUGCCCUGGAGCUUGAGACUAUUGCCGAAGAACACAACCCCUUUUCCACGCCGAGUGAGGCCAGUCAGGAUAGUGCAGGCAACGAUACGCGCGAAACAUGA